CUGGGCACUCUAGGCCACCAUAUGACUUUUUCUAGACGCGAAAAAUUACAGAAUUACAGAAUUAGUUAAUCAAAGUGAGUUAUUGGUCUAGGGAAGCAAUUACCCAAUAAACCCAUUGUAGGGAAUGAACCCUUUGUAGGAUCGCAUCGAUGUGGUAGCCAGCAUGGCGGGCAUGGAGGUAGAAUUCGAUGAUACCGUGGCCAAUCAGUUCAGCUGCAAGCGCUGCGACCGCACCUUCAAGAGUAAGCGGGACCAGACGCUGCAUCGGCAGGAGGUGCACAACCACAACAAGACCACUUACGAGUGCAAGCUGUGCGCCAAGAGCUUCUGCAACUCGGGCAACCUCGAUCGGCACAUGAAGGUGCACAAUGAUGUCCGGCCCUUUGUGUGUAAUAUCUGUUCUAAGGCCUUUGCCCAGGCUGUAAACCUCCAGCGUCACUAUGCGGUCCACAGUGGCGAGCGACCGUUCACCUGUAAUUUCUGCAACAAGUCCUUCACGCAGCAGAGCAACAUGAAGCGCCACAAGAUGACACACACCGGCGAGAAGCCGUUCCGCUGCCAGCGAUGUGGCAGGUACUUCUCCCAGCUGGUCAACCUCAAGAAGCACAAGCUGGGCCACCUCAACGCCAAGCCCUAUCAGUGCAAUUACUGCGAGAAGGGCUUCACCCAGCUGUCCAACUUCAAGCGCCACCUGCAGUCGCACAUCAAGGAGGGCGUUGAUGUGGAUGUGGCCGCCUCUAUCCAGGCGGCGGCCGCCUUGGCCAGGGAGCGGCUCGAGGCGGAGCAGAAACCAAGCUUUUUCGAGUGUAUGGUGUGUCGGGCCAUCUUCGAUACGUUCGCCGACUACGAGAAGCACGAGAGCAAGUGCCAUGAGGACCACGAACGGGCCCAGCUGGAGGUGAACCAGAUGUCUCACAUGCAUCCCGACGAUUAUUUGCCCAUGAAAUUCGCCGUGCCCGAUCUGGAUACGCACGAAAUCAUAAUUGAGACUACACACUAGAGAUCGCGAUAAUGCUAGGCACGAAACUGGCAACACAUAAACACAUAAACCAACUCACACCUAAACAUACAAAUAGCGGCGACUGCGCCUGGAAGAUAGAUUGUGAAGAAUAUUGCAUUGAUUAUACAUAUACUAUACCGUAUGCAGGCCAACUUAGUUCUCCAUUGAAAUACAACAAUAAAUGCAAGAAUUAUACAGAA
Messenger RNA from Drosophila kikkawai, 1200 nucleotides. RefSeq names its product zinc finger protein 568. The record is from RefSeq and is a predicted model, not a curated record. Gene Ontology annotation, molecular function: DNA-binding transcription repressor activity, RNA polymerase II-specific; RNA polymerase II cis-regulatory region sequence-specific DNA binding. Gene Ontology annotation, biological process: regulation of transcription by RNA polymerase II. Lineage: Eukaryota; Metazoa; Arthropoda; Insecta; Diptera; Drosophilidae. Gene Ontology annotation, cellular component: nucleoplasm.